This is a messenger RNA of Arabidopsis arenosa, 2364 nucleotides long. The record is from the annotation of a GenBank genome assembly. Lineage: Eukaryota; Viridiplantae; Streptophyta; Magnoliopsida; Brassicales; Brassicaceae.
UAUUUUCUUUCAUUUGAUUUAGAAAAUAAAUGGAUUCUACUCGUGGUGACAGCUCAAACGAUGAACGGAGAAUUUCUAUGGACGCCAACAACAGUAAGGAUAAGAAGAGUUACCAUCGCCACACUAAUCACCAAAUUUAUAGGCUUGAAGCGUAUUUUAAGGAAUGUCCUCAUCCAGACGAAUUGCAGCGACGUCAAUUGGGUGAAGAACUGAAUCUGACACCAAAACAAAUCAAGUUUUGGUUUCAAAACAAAAGAACACAAGCCAAGACUCACAAUGAAAAAGCAGAUAACGCAAUACUUAGAGCAGAAAACAUGAAGAUAAGACGUGAGAACGAAGCAAUGGAAGACGCACUCAAGAAUGUGGUUUGCCCUCCAUGUGGUGGCCGUGGUCCUGGGAGAGAAGAACAACUUCGCCAUCUCCAAAAACUGCGUGCACAAAACGCUUUUCUCAAAGAAAAGUAUGAAAUACUCUCAAACUACGUAAACCAGCACGAAGGUGACUCAAUGCCUAACGUCGAUGCCUUACCCUAUCACCAUGGUCCAUCAACCUAUGCAUCGACGUCCAAUCACCGUCCUGCGUUGUAUGGAAGCUCUUCUAACCGUCUCCCCGAGUCUUCAAGUUUAUCAAGAGGACCAUACACUCGUGGAAACAUCAACUCACCGCCUCAGCCGCGAAAAUCGCUGCUAGAGCAGCAUUUCCAACCACUAUCUCAACUGGAGAAAUUUGCGAUGUUUGAAACUGCGGAGAAAGCGGUAGCAGAGGUUAAGAGUCUCAUUCAAAUGGAAGAAUCAAUGUGGAAAAAGUCGUCUAUUGAUGAUAGGCUCGUCAUUGAUCCAGUGCUCUAUGAGAAAUGUUUUACUAAGAUUAACACAAAUGGUCGUCCUGAGUCUUCUAAAGAAGUCGUGGUGGUUCAAAUGGAUGCUAACAACUUGAUCGACAUGUUCUUAAAUGCGGAGAAAUGGGCGAGGCUUUUUCCAACAAUUGUGAGCGAGGCCAAAACGAUUCACGUGUUGGAUUCCAUUGACCAUCGAGGACAAACUUUCUCAAGAGUGAUAUUUGAGGAACUGCACAUACUAUCGCCACUGGUGCCACCGAGAGAGUUUGUGAUACUAAGAACUUGCCAACAAAUGGAAGAAAAUGUCUGGAUGAUAGCUGAUGUGUCCUGUCAUCUUCCAAACAUUGAGUUUGAGUUUGCGUCUCCGAUCUGCACCAAACGUCCUUCCGGUGUGCUCAUUCAAGCCUUGCCCCAUGGCCUCUCUAAGGUGACGUGGAUAGAGCAUGUGGUAGUGAAUGAUAAUAAAGUGCGGCCACAUAAGCUUUACAGAGACCUCUUAUACGGCGGCUUUGGCUACGGAGCUCGACGUUGGACCGUUACUCUUGAGAGGAUGUGUGAGAGGCUGUUUCUCUCCGCCUCCGUCCCUGACUUCCUCAACAAUGACAACCCCGGAGUUGUGCAAACAAUAGAAGGCAAAAGGAGCGUAAUGCAAUUGGGAGAAAGAAUGUUGAGGAACUUUGCAUGGAUAAUGAAAAUGAGUGACAAACAGGAUUUCUCGCAACAUUCUGAAACUAACAAUAGCGGAGUUAGGGUUUCGGUUCGGAUAAACAAUGAGGCGGGUCAACCGCCGGGUCUCAUUGUCUGCGCCGGUACAUCUUUAUCCCUCCCUCUCCCUCCUAUCCAAGUCUACGAUUUCCUUAAGGAUCUGGAGGUUCGUCACCAGUGGGACGUUCUGUGCCAUGGGAAUCCAGCGACGGAGGCUGCUCGUUUUGUCACCGGAUCAGACGAAAAGAACACUGUGACUUUUCUCCAGCCUUCAAUCGUAGGGGAUGAUGGUAGUAAACUGAUGAUACUUCAAGAUAGCUUCAAAGAUGCAUUAGGAGGAAUGGUGGUCUACGCUCCAAUGGAUCUAAACAUCGCCUACGCCGCCAUUUCAGGGGAAGUCGUUCCUAACACCAUUCCAAUCCUCCCAUCCGGUUUCAUCAUCUCCCGUGACGGCCGUCCUUCCGAGGGCGAAAUCGAGGGUGGCAGCUCGACACUCCUCACAGUGGCUUUCCAGAUCCUUGUCUCUGGUCCGAGUUACUCUCCUGAUAUGAACCUGGAAGUUUCUGCCACCACAGUCAAUACCUUGAUUAGCUCAACCGUUCAAAGGAUCAAAGCCAUGCUUAAUUGCCAAUGAUGAUGGUCAGUGAGAGUCGUUCGAUGAAGUUACCAGUUCCCAAAUCUCAACUCUUUGUUUUUUUUUUCUUUCAUUUUCAAAUAAGUGAGAAGAGUUUUCUCCGUUUGAUUCUCUAAGGAGAGUCGUAGUACUUUUUCAUGUUUUUCGUUGAUUUAAAACUUCAUUAUAAUAAAUUUCUAAGGUAAGG